AUGUUCGAACACGACGGGGGGGAUCCCCAGGUGGAGUGGAGGCUAGCGGUUCCAACCUGCUGGUCGCCUGCUGGCAGAUCGGUGUUCCGAGAGGCCGUCCGCCUCGCCGGCUUUGAAACCCGUCAUGGCCAUCGAGUGUCUUACAUCUCGGAGGCCAAGGCGGCCGCCACAUGGGCUGCACAGCAACUGCAGGGGAGCACGAACAUCCAGCCGGGAGAUGCCAUCAUAGUCUGUGAUUGUGGUGGGGUCACAACCGACGUGGCUACCCUGGUGGUAGAUGAGAACCGACAAUUCGUCCUCCAACCCCAGCAGGGGCGGGCCAGUGAACGACGUGGCGGAGUGGACGUCGAUUUUACACUCCUGCAAACCAGGAACAUUGCCAACUUAGCCCCGACCCAGGCCACCACCAUUCGGAUAACCGUCGACAAAGCCAAGAAGCAGUAUACAGGCGAUGAUAACGUAUCUAUCCGGUCAGACUAUAGCACUGGCCGGCGUGGAAGGCGUCCGACUUACCAUUUUUCCGAAAACGACCUCCGCGACGCAUAUAAGCCCGUGCUGCAGACCAUCAUUGACCUGGUUACCCACCACAUUACCCUGGCUGGGAACAGGGUCAAGAAACUGAUCCUUAUAGGCGGGGUCGGAACGUCUCCGUACAUCCGCCUGCGCAUCAACCAGCUUCUUGGGCCCUUGCUCGGGGGCAUCAUCUUGCUCGACCAGCAGAAGUCCAUCGGCGCGGUCUCGGUUGAGGUGCUGCAGGCCCAUAAGGCGGCUGACCAAUCCCCACAUGCCCCCCUGGCGGCGUAUAACCUGCCAACCGGAGAGCCAGUAGAGGAGCGGGCUGUUCGUAUUUGCUGGCACAUUCGCGACAAAGGGGACCUGACAAUGACGUGGGAGGUGUUCCAUCGGGACGGCGAAGACAUGCCGCAGCCGCGAGUCCCUUUGGCUGUACUCGAGCACUCGGUGGCGGAUGGCCUCAUCCCGGUCUGGUAAGGCCCUCAUCUGCUCUUUUUUUUUUUUUUUUUUUUUUUUGUUCUUCUUU
This is a messenger RNA of Aspergillus sclerotioniger CBS 115572, 1039 nucleotides long. Its product is annotated as Hsp70 family protein. The transcript is spliced from 5 exons. The coding region runs from base 1 to 990 and encodes 329 amino acids. The record is from RefSeq and is a predicted model, not a curated record. Gene Ontology annotation, molecular function: ATP binding; ATP-dependent protein folding chaperone. NCBI's taxonomy places the organism in Eukaryota, Fungi, Ascomycota, Eurotiomycetes, Eurotiales, Aspergillaceae.